Neoarius graeffei (lesser salmon catfish) is the source of this 1221-nucleotide messenger RNA. RefSeq names its product TM2 domain containing 2 (gene tm2d2). Bases 80 to 676 code for a protein of 198 amino acids. The record is from RefSeq and is a predicted model, not a curated record. Lineage: Eukaryota; Metazoa; Chordata; Actinopteri; Siluriformes; Ariidae. The transcript is spliced from 4 exons.
ACUUGUCGAGAAACGGGUGGCGCGGUUAGCAUGUGAGCUAGCUCGCUGAAGGAAUGGUUCUGUAGACCGAGACGCCGCCAUGUCUCACAUUUCUGUAAAUUAUGUGUUGUUAGGCGGACAGUUUUUCUUGCUCGUCACGGUGUUGUUUUUGCAAUGCCUGGAAGGGAUUCUCUCUGAAAAUUCCACCACACCCGGAAGUAGAGCGAUAACAACAGCCAACACUAUUACAACCGUCACAACAACAACAACAACUACAGUCACAUCUCCGUUCGCACAGCAGCCUGACGAAAAUGUCACGGAUAAUAACUUGACAAUAACAGAGGCGUUAAACCGCACGGAGCAGUACGAGUACAACCCUCCAUCUCCGGUGGUCCUGUGCCGCUUCCUUCCUGAGGAGUUUAUAUACUGCCGAGAUCCUGUCGAUCACGACGGAAACCACACAGCCUUACUGGAGCUGGGACACGGCUGUGUAAAGAUUGGAAAUCAAGGUCAGGUGUACAAUGUGUCUCACACUAAAGUCCUGUGCACAGCGCUGGACGGCAUCGAGUGUGCCGGGGCUCGAGAAUUCCUCCGAGGGGAAGAACCGUGCAUCAAAACGCAGCGCAAAAGCCCCCACAGAUGGCUCCGUGACCGUGUGCACAAGGUGCCACUAGAGGGAAGUCUAGUACAGGAUUAGGAUCGAACCCACCAUCACGAAGGGUGGUUUUUGAAACCCAAGUCCAUCUUCGCACUUCUUUUUAAGGUAAUAGCUACAUAUUUCAUGUCCUAGGGGUUUAAUUAUGCAGCCCGCUUGUCUUUUUCCUUCCAUGUACAAUUUGCGCUGCGAUGCUGAUGAGGUCAGGAAGCGCAGCCAAAAGCGCUCUCCUCCAAGUUUUCCAUCAAGUCCAAAGCAACUAAGCACUGUAGAUAUCCAGUGGAUCAGUGUAUAAAUAGUGUUUAUGUAAGCGAGUGAACGCGCCACACCGAUACACACCACACUUCGCGUGGAUCUCAAGAACGAUGAUGUUGGCGGGAGGUCACAUGACAUGACAUGACCAUCAUGACUCACUGUUAGUGUUUAAAUGCUGAAAUGCACUUCACUUCCUACUGCAUAUUUGUUCUUGAGAUAUAAUUUCUCAAAGUACUGUACGUUCCAAACAUGAGCGUAUUCAAGGCUGAUUAGUGUUUACUAUAAUAGCUGGUCCUGGAUCAGGGUUGAAGUUUGCUACUCUGCUGUAUUCA